AUGUCGUGUCCCGAAUAUACCGAUCGUAUUCCGUUUUGGCAGGAAAAAAUAAGAAACGGGAACAGGAAAAAAAAUGGGAACAGGAAUGGGAACGAAUUCGGGAAGGGGUGUUUCCCGACCGUAUUCACGGAUCCCGUAUUUGGGCGGGAAAAUUACCGCGGUAUUCCCGUAUUACAGUGGCUAAACGGCCCAAACCUCGUAUCUAGCCCAGCGACCCAUUCAGCCAAAUACCUUCAGAUCUCCUACAAUUACGACAUUCGCUCUAUUAAAGACUUGUCUUUUCUCCUUCUGUUUUGUCUCCUCGUUCUCUGCACCUUCGCCUUCGGAAUUUUCGCCGCUGUCCGUAGAAACCCUCACCGCCGCCAAAUUUCGUCUUUCGUCUACAACACGACGUCGUCCUCUUGCUCUCUGCUGAAAAACAGUGUUGAUUUCUCUGUAAAUGCUCCAAAGUCGUCACUUUUCACCGACCUGAUUGAUAAUUCACCCUUUUCAGACAAGCCCACAACCUUAAACUCCAUAAAUUCGAGUCUUGUUAAGAGCUUGAUAUGUACACUUGUGAUAACCCUGUUUUUAAGCGGCCCAUUUGUGCUCUCCGUGCUUAUGCUGCUCAAACGCUACACGAAGCAGAUAGUUUACGCCUCGAUUCCCUUUUUUGUGAUAGUCCCGAUCGCCAUUAACGUCUACUGGUUCGUUGCUUGUACAGUGAGCUCAACCUGCAGCCAUGCCUUUCCCCUGGCGUAUCGAAUUUUAGUCCUGAUUUUCAUGUUCUUGAUAAUUGGAAUUAUCGUGUGGAUUUUCUUGAUCAACUGGCAUAGAGUUGAGCUAACUGUGGGAAUAAUUGGAGUGGCUUCGAACGCAUUGUGGAGAAAUUUAGGCUUGUUGGCAGUUCUUCCAGCUCUGAGUCUUGGGUUGUUCGUUUACUAUGUCCCGGUUAUUGUGUUUUUUAUAUUCGCCAAUUGGAACGGGAAAAUCGUGCCUAGAGAAAAGAAUGGGGAGUUUGUUUGUGUGUGGAAACAGGAUAACUGGGUGCCGGCUUAUUACACAUUGGCGAUUUUAACAAUGUUGUGGUCUAUGGCUGCUAUGGUGGAAGCUCAGGUGUAUGUUAUCAGUGGGACCAUCGCACAAUGGUAUUUUUCGAAAGAUGAUGAGUCGGGGCCUAAGCACAGAAUCAGAAGCUCCUUGAGAAAUGCAUUCGGUCCUUCCUCGGGCACAAUUUGCUUCUCGGGAUUGCUAAUAUUUGUCGUGCGGAUAGUUCGAGCAGUAGUCGAUAGCGCGAGGCAGGAAGAUUCAUCAAGAAUUGUGAACUUAAUCCUACGGUGCUGUGCGAAUAACCUCCUCUCGGCCGUUGAUUUCCUCAACAAGUUCACAAUCAACUUUGCUGCCAUAACCGGCGAGGCCUAUUGUAAAUCCGCCAGGAUGACUUACGAGCUCUUGAAACGCAACCUCUUCUCGACCGUGUUCGUUGAGACUGUCUCGACUCGGAUAUUGUUCGGGAUUGUUCUUGUGUUGUCGGCAGUUUAUGCCAUUGCGGUCUUUGUUCUCCUAAAAGCCGUUAUCCACCUAGGUGACGAUGCAUACUUUGUGGCUGCCAUGGCUUGGGCUCUGCUUGUUGUGAUUCUCGGCUUUUUUGUUCUCGUUUUGGAUAAUGUAAUAGACACAGUUUACGUGUGCUACGCCAUAGACAGGGACAGGGGAGAAGUUAACAAGCAAGACGUGCACGAUUUUUAUGUUCACCUGCCGAUUAACCGGAGCCAACAAACAGGUUUUCUACCCAGAAAUCAUCUUGUUGUGUAA
Messenger RNA from Striga hermonthica, 1794 nucleotides. The record is from the annotation of a GenBank genome assembly. Lineage: Eukaryota; Viridiplantae; Streptophyta; Magnoliopsida; Lamiales; Orobanchaceae.